UUUAGAUCCUCCGACGCUCCGAGUGCAAAACCCUAAGCAUCUUCCAUGGAUUCAAACCCUAAAACUUUGAUUCGACUUCAAUUCUGAGAGCCUUUAUCGAUUCGCGGCGUCCAUGGAGAUCUCCAAAUCAGCGCCAAAAACCGUUCUGCUUGAGCCAUUUGUCAAGUUGGUGAAGCUUGUUGCUAGGGCAUUCUAUGAUGAUUAUUCGUCGAAAGGGGAUAAUCAGCUGAAAGCAGCAAGAAGCGACAACAGAGGAAUUGCGGUCGUGGUGCUCGACGCUCUCUCCAGGCGACAAUGGGUUAGAGAAGAAGACUUGGCGAAGGAAUUGAAGUUGCACACCAAACAGCUCCGAAGAAUGUUGAAAUUCUUUGAAGAUGAGAAACUGGUGAUGCGGGAAAACAGGAAGGAGACUGCAAAGGGUGUAAAGAUGUAUAGUGCUGCAGUGGCUGCCACGACUGAUCUCCAGUCAAGAGGUGGUGAGGAAAAAGUUAAGCUACAUACCCACUCAUAUUGCUGUCUUGAUUAUGCACAGAUAUAUGAUGUUGUUCGGUAUAGAAUACAUAGAAUGAAGAAAAAGCUCAAAGAUGAAAUGGAAGACAAGAACUCUGUUCAGGAAUAUGUGUGUCCUAACUGCAGAAGAAAAUACAAUGCAUUGGAUGCAUUGCAAUUAAUUUCUAUGGAAGACGAUUGUUUUCAUUGUGAAAAUUGCAACGGGGAACUUAUUGUGGAGAACGACAAGCUAACGUCCCAGGAUGCAGGAGAUGGAGAUGACAAUGCAAGGAAACUUAGGCGUGAAAAGCUAAAGGAGUUGCUUCAGAAGGUGGAGGUUCAGCUGAAGCCUCUGAUGGAUCAAAUAAAUAGAGUAAAGGACCUUCAAGUUCCCGAAUUUGGAAGUCUUCAAGCAUGGGAAGCUCAUGCAGCUUUGGCUGCUCGUGGCCUAAAUGGUGAUGCUAACUCAAAUGAUCCUUCUAGAUCUUCUCAGGGUGGAUAUGGUUCAACACCAAUGCCUUUUCUUGGAGAGACAAAGGUGGAAGUUAACCUUGGUGAAGGAAAGGAAGAAAAUGUCAAAUCCGAGGGUGGAGGUUCUAGUCUUAAGGUUUUGCCCCCGUGGAUGAUUAAGCAAGGAAUGAGUCUUACAAAGGAGCAAAGAGGAGAGUUUGAACAAGAAUCAAAGGCCGAUGGUAGUAGCUCAGCAAUGGGAAAACUUUCUGAUGACAAGAAGUCAGCCAUGGAGAACGACAAUGAAACGAAUUUGCAGGAUGAGUAUGUCAAAGCAUAUUAUGCUGCUCUACUAAAGAAGCAGCAAGAACUGUCUGAAGCUACAACGAAGACAGAGCCAGUGGAUGCAGUUGCCGCUGAUGUUCUGCUGGCUACAUCUUCAGGUCGUCAGGUGGGUAUGAAAUCAAAACGCGAAGAUGAAGAGGAUGAAGAUGUGGAAUGGGAAGGAGGAGAGACUACUGUUAUAUCAAACUCGAAUAACGAAAAUUACAAGGUGGGAGACUUGAAUGUCGAAGCUGAGGCUUCAGCGGAUGAAGACGAAGACGUCGACUGGGAAGAAGGCUGAAACUUUGCAUUGGACCACAGAGACAAGCUUUUACAGAUGCUUUUAUGGUCUUUGGUUUGGGAUAGAGGAUUAGUCUUUCAUGGAAACUCUGCACAUAUAUCAUUUGCAUGAAUGACCCAACCUCAUGAAGGUUUCAUUUUGUUGUUCCUCCAAAUUUAUUAGCAUAUCAUGUUUACAUAUUUUGGAUCAAGUGAAGUUUUAUAAUCACCCAAUUUCAUGAAGGGUUCGUUGUGUUCUU
Tarenaya hassleriana is the source of this 1802-nucleotide messenger RNA. RefSeq names its product general transcription factor IIE subunit 1-like. Bases 113 to 1564 code for a protein of 483 amino acids. Lineage: Eukaryota; Viridiplantae; Streptophyta; Magnoliopsida; Brassicales; Cleomaceae. Gene Ontology annotation, cellular component: transcription factor TFIIE complex. Gene Ontology annotation, biological process: transcription open complex formation at RNA polymerase II promoter; transcription initiation at RNA polymerase II promoter. The record is from RefSeq and is a predicted model, not a curated record. The transcript is spliced from 11 exons.